Molecule: messenger RNA, 4007 nt
Organism: Thrips palmi
Lineage: Eukaryota; Metazoa; Arthropoda; Insecta; Thysanoptera; Thripidae
Gene: Smg5
Product: protein SMG5
Exons: 17
Coding region: 131-3007 (958 amino acids)
Biological process (GO): nuclear-transcribed mRNA catabolic process, nonsense-mediated decay
Cellular component (GO): telomerase holoenzyme complex
Molecular function (GO): telomerase RNA binding; protein binding; telomeric repeat DNA binding
Source: RefSeq, a predicted model, not a curated record
CACAUUGCCAUUGCAAUUGCAUGCAGGUGUGCUCGGCGGGUAGUGUGUGUGUCGGGGUGUAUUGCUUUGAAAAAUGAUAUGAUGUGUUUGUUGGUUUGUGUCCCGAUGACGCGACCGAUAUCCCUGUUAUAUGCAUCAAAUUGGAAGUUUUCUCCAAGCUGACACGAUGAAUAAGUCACUCAGCCCCAUUUCUGACCCUCGAAACGAGAGUGUUGAAGUCUCACGUCGUCUGUACAGAAAUUUAAUGGACACUACACGUCAACUUGACGAAAUAAGAAGCCAUGCAAAGACAACAGGAGAUUUAUUUUCUGUUGAGGCUCAGGUACUUAGAAACAAGCUCAAAGAGAUUGCGGAGCGACUAGUGUUUUCAAGUCUCCUGAGUCAAAGGCGUAAAGUUGAAGAAGUUUUAUGGAGGAAAGGCUUCUAUGAAGAUGUCUCAACUGCAAAGCGGCUGAGAAAGGAUUGUCAGUGGAUGCCUGAUGAAUGCUCACAGCUCCUACUGCAUAUAAAAUGUGGCAUAGGGUUUUACCACCAUCUCCUCCAAUGCCUUCAAAUUGAAUAUGGCAUUACAUCAGGAUGCAUUGACUUCCCCAUGGUGUUUCCAGACCAAGAUUAUGGGAAAAGCAAGCUGCCCCCAUCCUCCAAACAGCUCGAAGCUGCCCGUGAUUCUGUUCAUCGAUGCCUUGUGUGCUUGGGAGAUCUAAAUAGAUAUCUCAUGGAUAUUCCUCAGAGUGGUAGUUAUGAUAUGGCAUACCGUUACUAUCACCAGGCACUUUCUUGGAAUCCAGCAAUUGGAAUGCCACACAAUCAGUUGGGCACUUUGUCAUUGAGUACAAAUUGCAAUUUAGAUGCUGUGUACUAUUACAUGAGAUGUUUGAUGUGCUCUCAGCCAUUUGAAGGGGCUGAAGGUAAUUUGAAGAGAUCCCUGGAACGAAGUGCUUUAAAAGUACACCAAGAAAAGGCAGUGAGCUGUGGGUCAGCUCUAUGGCGAUGCGUUUGCUCCAACCCAGGGGAAGGUCAGCUGUCUGAAGCUCAGGACCACAUUCAGCAAUUCCUUGCUCACUUUCUUUUACUAGCUGAUCUGUGGUUUUUUGAUAAAAAACCUGUCGCCAAUGUCAGUGAUUUGUGCCAUCAAACAUUGCUUGAUUUUCGUCUGUGCCUGAGUUUUGUUGAGCCACCUGAAAGUGAAGCUACGUACUUCACGAGAUCACGUGAAAACUUCCCCUCUCACCUCUCUAAGGAUAUGGUUUUAAAGGUAGUUGUGGUAUCUUUAAUCUGCCUUUUACAGCUUAGAAAAAAAGGCUCUGACCAUGUUUCAUCGUUAGUUGCUUUCCUAUUGGCAGUAUUUUGUAUCUUGGUACAACAAGUUCAAGAACAUUUCGUCGAUUCAGUCUUGAAUUUGUCUUUGCCAACUGUUGAAGAGCUGAAUGUCAAUGCACCCAAAGUCAAUGGAAAGUGCAGUGACACAGAUGAAAUUGCUGUAAAUGAUGUAACCGAAUGCAGAAAGGAGAAUGGUCACCAUGACAGUAUAAAUGGCAAUGCAGUAAAUGGUGAAACGGAGGAAGCAAUUGAUACAAAGCCAAAGAGGCGCAAGAGAGUUGUUAGGCGCCGUCAAAGGCAGUGUGACUCUUCUGAUGAUUCUGGUGAAAGCAAUGAUGAGGAAUUUAAUAUUGGCUCUGGAUCAUCUGACAUAAGUGAAGAUGAGGAAAUUGUAUUGGAUCUAAGCUCUGACGAAGAAGGAUUAGAAAAUCGCAAAGAAAAUGAUGACAACGAUGAUGAUGUUGUUGUUUUGGAAGAAAUCGAGUCUCUUGCCAAGUCUGUCUCUUUGACUAAUGGUCACACGGGUAAACACAUUCAGCUAGAAACUUCAACUCAAGAGCCUGCAAAUCCUGCUGAUGUCCUAGAGCAGGUAUGUGGAGAAAGUCUUCUCCCAGCCAUAAAAGUUUGCAUUGAUUGGUUGCAAGGAGACAAGCCUGUUGUUGAAGCUUGUGGCAAGGAUUCACUGGAUGUUUUAAAAAAGCUUGUGGAUCUUGUUAAUUUUGUUAACAUUGAUAUGAAAGACUUAGAAAAAGAUGCCACUGCUGCUUCUUUUCUGAAGCAUCGUUCAAUAUUCGAAUCUAAAUGCAAAAUACCUCUACCAGAAGAUGUGCAGUUACAAAAAUUAUCAAUUUUGGCAUCAGCUCAUGAAAAUUUAGAUUGGGAGUUGAUUCGCCAAAAUCGUUUGAACCCGAAGGAAGAGGCUCUUUUAAGGACUCGAAGACUUGUCUCGUUUUGUGAUUUUCUUCAAUCAGUGCCUGAAACUGGUGUGAAAUACGAUGAGGUAUCCCACAAAUUUAGUGUCUGCAAGGAAACUAAAGAUUCUGGACAGCCUGUUAGCCCGGGUGUAGAUCUGCAACGAAGAGAAGAGGUGAUGCAUAACAUGGGGCAACUUUGGCUGAGAGCAGAAGUCCAGAAUCUAGAGACUUCUGUCAAGCGGGGUAGUAAAGGAGCAUCAUUUUCCCCCUAUUUGGUUUUGGAUGUAGAUGCCUUAACGAAGUACUGUCAAUUGGUUGGUCAACUAAUGGCCAGUAGAAAGUUUAUCAUGGUUGUGCCAUCAAUUGUGUUGUCAGCAUUAGACCAGUUGAAACGGGAAAGUGUUUUAGCACGUGAUGCUAUUCGCUGGCUGGAGUUCCAAUUUCAAAAAGGUAGCCGUUUCUUACGAGCUCAAACUUCUCAUGAAGCAUUGCGUUUGCCACUUGUUUCAUAUCCAAAGCAAAAGGCUCGUGAAGCAUGGUCAUACUUCCAAGUGCUAGAAUGUUGUCAUUACUUAAACCAUCAAAGUAGUCUGUCUUACAACAAGGACUCAAGAGCUGGCUUUGUGACUCUACUUACUGGACAUGACUGGAUGGAAGCUAAUGGCUUCAGCGGCUUUAGCCCAAUUGGUGUUUCAAAAGCUAUUGGCAUUUCAAUAGAGCACAUAGAAUCAUUUUUUACCAAGUGGAAAACAUCAAGUAAGAGUCAUGGAUGAAAUCAUGCUUGGUACAUUUUGGAACUAAUGCAAUGAAGCAAACUGAUUGUGAGGGUUUCAAGUUUGCGGCGGGUGUCAACAAUGCAGACUUCAUUUGCAUAUUGAUGGAGAAUAUGCUGUUUUUUUGACAAAAUGGCUCAAUGUAUCAUGCUGUUUUAUUUGUAAUCAGGGAUAAAGGGUUGCAUACAUCUGGCAAAGAAAAAUAGGAAAUAUUUUCAUACUGGUGCCAGAAUAUGCCAGCAGGGAAAACAGGAAGACUUUAGUAUCUUGAGGGGGAUACUUGAGGCAUUUUAUCAAAAUCAUUUAGAUGCAUGUGUGGGUAUUGCUCAGCACCUAUGUUGGAAGAGUAAUGUAACAUCCAUUUGGUAGUUUUUUCGAUCAAUUGCUCCAAUUGGAUUAUAUUAAAUGUAUUUUUCCAACUGAGAAUACAUCAUUGGACUGUCUCCUGUGGCGGAGCACUGAGCUUGUCCUCAAAUGUGCUGGAAAAGCACAUCAUACCUUCCUGUUUCAUCAGAUCUUGCUCUUUGGAAUCCAUUUUUCUACAAAGAGUGAGUGUGUUUGAGCUACUCUGUUGUUUUGUAUGAAGAUUGUGUAAUGCAUGUUCAGUAGUGAAACAGGAAACUUGGACAAGUUUCUUGUGGUUGAAUAUUUGAAUGGCAAAUUUAUUUUUGCCUCCUCUACAUAUGUGUCAAUAACCAUAUGCCUGUUUUGAAAUACUUCCUUUCUUUGUCGUGUAACUUUUAAACAUAAGACGCGGAAAUCUUCUGCCAUAGGGAUGUUGAUUUUAUUGCUGGUAACUUGUAUGUCUUACAACUAUUCAUCAUAAAAGAAUUAUUUUUUUUUCCUUUUAUUAUUCAUAAGCAUGCGAUCUCCCAUGUUUUGAGAAGUCUCUUUUUGAUGUUGCUCAUUCAGACAGAUAAUCUUUUCUUGUGAAAGCAUUUUUUUCUUACAAUAAUUUUAAAAAUGAUAUGAAGCAAUAAAUGUUUUUUCUUUCUUUAAA